AUGAUAUUUUUACCAACUCAAUUAAAAUGCAAGAAGAAAAACAAAGAAUUUGUGUUUUCAAGAAUCAUGUAUUAUGUUGAUCCUAUGCAUUUACUGUGGCCAGAUUUGUUGGCUAAUGUACUCCUUGACAAAAACAAUAAUGCCAAAUUUUGCGACUUUAGAGCUAUAGUAAACUUGGUAAACAAGGAAAUACAUUCAAAAAAGAAUAUGCAGCACCAGAAGUUCUUAGAUACGGAGGCGAUGGAGGAUCUCAUAAAACCAAAUUAUGGAGUCCAUCGAGGAUGGUUAUCAAGUGGAUGCGCACAAAUAGAGGCAGAAAGAAUAAUCAAACCAACUAUAAGUUGUGCUAGUUUCAAUGAAAAGAGUCGUCUCGCCGCCGCCACUGUCUCCGGUGUCAGUCCGCUGUUGCCUCCGGUGAGACCCGCUGCUGCCUCUGAUCAGUUCCGCUGCCGCUUGAGCAGAGGGGGUUCUACUUCCAGGAGCUUUAGCUUUAGGAAGUGCUGGUUCGAUAAUGGAACAGCAUGGCGCUUUCUAACAGCCGAGCAGAGGGAGUUCUACUUCCAGGAGUUUCAGAAAGAGUUCUGGUGGGAUAGUGCGGCGUACAGCGAGGAGGUCAUUAGACAGGUCUUCAUGGUCCAUGCAGCCAACCGCUACAAAGACAACAUCCACAGAAUGAGGAGGACGCAACAGAAGCAUAUUUCUGUGACCCAGGACAUCUGGGAUGCUUGGAACGCGUUCUGGAACUCAGAGAAAGAGAAAAAAAGGUCAGAAACCGCCCGAGCAAAUCGGAUGAGCGAGCCAGCGGGCGCCGGUUCUGGACCUGUCCGCCAUACUGGUGGAUCUCGCUCUGCUCUGAAGCAUAUGGAUGUCAUGGAAAGGGAGCUUGGCCGGAAACCGAGUGCGACGGAGUUGUACACUCGCCUUCACUCCACGAAGGCUGACAAGAAGCCGGUCGACAAACGGGCUCAGGAUAUGACUGACGCCAUCACUGAGAGGCUUGCUGCUGCGACACAGCCUCAGACCGGAGAGGGUAGCUCCUCGACCCCAGCUGCAGUGGACGAGACCCAGGUGUUUCUAGACAUCGAGGGCGUCAACAAGAAGAAACGCGUGUACGGGUUGGGUUCUACGAGCAGCAGGUACGCCGGGCCAAGCAGCAGCAGGGUGCAGCGAGGCAGCUCUUCUAGGACGUCGCAGUAG
Mercurialis annua (annual mercury) is the source of this 1197-nucleotide messenger RNA. RefSeq lists its product as uncharacterized. The coding region runs from base 1 to 1197 and encodes 398 amino acids. The record is from RefSeq and is a predicted model, not a curated record. The transcript has 9 exons. NCBI's taxonomy places the organism in Eukaryota, Viridiplantae, Streptophyta, Magnoliopsida, Malpighiales, Euphorbiaceae.